CGGGCCGGGGGGCGCCGGGCCGGCCCUCUCGGUGAGGGCAGCCGGACCCGCCUGCCGCGGGCUCGGGCGGCCCUGCCCUGCCGUGCCCUGCUCUGCUCUGCCGUGCCCUGCUCUGCCCUGCCGGAGGGCGCCGGGAGCGGCAGCGAUGAGCGGCGCGGAGCGGCCGGAGGGGAAGGAGGCGGCGGCCACGGGUGAGCCCGGGCGCUCGCUGGGUCCCAGUGAUGCGUCUCCAGAUGAAGGAGUUGUAGAAGAUCUGCCUUUAAUAGAUGAGAAGGCUGUGGAGCAGCUGACUGAAGGAUUGAUUUCCCACUAUCUGCCUGAUCUUCAGCGAUCAAAAUCAGCACUGCAGGAACUUACACAGAACCAAGUGGUACUGCUAGAAACAUUAGAACAAGAAAUUUCAAAAUUCAAAGAGUGUAACUCCAUUGUUGAUAUCAAUGCUUUGUUUUCAGAAGCUAAACACUAUCACAACAAGUUAGUGAAUAUUAGAAAUGAAAUGAUGAUGCUGCAUGAAAAGACAUCAAAGUUAAAAAAAAGAGCACUUAAGCUGCAACAAAAGAGGCAGAAGGAAGAGUUGGAACGGGAGCAGCAACGUGAGAAGGAACUUGAAAGAGAGAAACAGUUAACAGCAAAACCUGCAAAGAGGACCUGAAAACAGAGCAUACAACAACUUGUCUGAAUUAAUGAUUUCUACAUUCACUGGAAUUAAAGCAGACUUUGCUUAAAUUGGUCUACAGCUGUUGCUAGCAACAGUCUACUCUCUGGAAUUAUAAAUUCCAGAAUGGUAAUAAUAGAGUUGGUAACAUUCACAUUUUUUGAUUUCAGCCAUUCAAGUUGCCUUCUUUUGUAAUGCUAUGCAGUUUGAUAUUAUAAUGUAAGUUAAUUUUUAUAUAUAUGUAUAUAGGAGAACUUGGCGUCAUAGUUUUAAGUACCUAUCUGUUUUUGUUUUCUUCUCUUCUUUUGGUGUUUAGAAUUCUGAGAGAUUUGAUGACUGGCACAUGUUUUUCAGACAAAAUGCAAAGAACUUCUUAAAGUUCAGUUCUCAUCACCAGACAUCAGUGGCUGCAUUUUCACUGAAACUGCUUUGUUUCAUGCAGUUGGGAUCUGUCUUUGAUCAUAAAUACUGAUUUCUUGUGCAGCCUUAGUUUGAUCCAUCUCUAAAGAACUGAAGAAAAUAUCAGUGUAUUUUCUGAAAAGUUCACUUCAUUGCAGCAAUCUUUUUUUUUUUGUCAUCAAGUAACUUAAGAACAGCUUUAAAGUAACUUCUGAAUAAGUUCCCAGCUGAAAGGAUUGGCAGGGGAGAAGCAGAACACUAAAGAUUGUCAAAAUUGAUGCGUGCAUAAUGCAAAGAUUAAUGAUUUUGUGCUUCCAAACAUUUAAGUCAAACCAGGAAACUGUUGCUUCUGUAAUGGUUUAUUAGAAAGACUUGUGUGGUCUAAGCAUAUUUUUGUGGGAUUAGAAGUUGUAAUUUCUUUAUCUUGUGUGACAAAAUAAAACAUAACCAAAACUAAA
Messenger RNA from Agelaius phoeniceus (red-winged blackbird), 1512 nucleotides. It is a transcript of the gene BLOC1S6, whose product is annotated as biogenesis of lysosomal organelles complex 1 subunit 6. Lineage: Eukaryota; Metazoa; Chordata; Aves; Passeriformes; Icteridae. The record is from RefSeq and is a predicted model, not a curated record. Gene Ontology annotation, biological process: intracellular transport. Gene Ontology annotation, cellular component: transport vesicle; BLOC-1 complex.